AUGAAGUUGGGUGAGCCCAUGACCAUGUAUGUGGGUCGGGGAAAGGAUUUGUAUAGGGACUUGGUCGCCACCGGUUUUGAUAUGAAGCCGGAUGAGUUGGCAUGGAGCGUGCUUGCGGGAUUGCCCAAGACGUUCAGUUUCCUUAGGACAAUUUCGGAGGCUUCAGAGAGCGCCAUUAGCUCGGUCGAUGCGAUUUCGCCGAAGCUCUUGGUGCAUAAGCAGGAGUUUGAGGUGUCGCCCAAAGAAAAGAGGGGCGGUGGGUCGGACUCCGUUGUGGCCUAUGUGGCCGAGAAAGGGAGCAAGGAGAAGGGCCACGGCAAGGAUGAGAGCCGGGGCAAAGGGCCCAAAUGCUAUAAUUGCGGGGAGUCCGGUCACAUUGCCUCGAAGUGCAGUAAGCCGGAUAGGCGGGAGCAUAAGCCGGAGCAGAAGAAGGGGGGAUACCUCCGGAUAGU
Klebsormidium nitens is the source of this 452-nucleotide messenger RNA. The record is from the annotation of a GenBank genome assembly. NCBI's taxonomy places the organism in Eukaryota, Viridiplantae, Streptophyta, Klebsormidiophyceae, Klebsormidiales, Klebsormidiaceae.